This is a messenger RNA of Cyanidioschyzon merolae strain 10D, 969 nucleotides long. RefSeq lists its product as hypothetical. The coding region runs from base 1 to 969 and encodes 322 amino acids. The transcript has a single exon. Gene Ontology annotation, molecular function: serine-type endopeptidase activity. Lineage: Eukaryota; Rhodophyta; Bangiophyceae; Cyanidiales; Cyanidiaceae. The record is from RefSeq and is a predicted model, not a curated record. Gene Ontology annotation, cellular component: membrane.
AUGGGCGACCGGGUCCGACGCUCAUGGGCGUCACGAGAAGGUCGUACGAUUCUUUCCCUGAUUUUGCUGAAUGGUUUGGUGUACUUGGCAUGGAAGAGCAGACCAGGCGGACCGCCGUUCAUGUGGCGUCAUUUUGCCUGCUCGCUCGAGUCGCUCUACGCAGGGCGGACGCACACGCUCCUCACCAGCUCCAUAUCACAUAUGGGUUUCUUGCAUCUUCUGGGGAACAUGUUUCUUCUCGCCAAUUUCGGUCUAGAUGUGUGCAAAGUGCUCGGUCCAUCGCGCUUUCUCACCUUAUACGCCGGAGGUGCCUUUCUCUCCUCGGCGAUGAGUCUACUUUACAAAAGGUUGCGGUUGUCGGGUGCGGUCUCCAUCGGUGCGAGCGGUAGCGUCAUGGCGGUUUUGGUCAUGUUUGCGAUGCUUUUUCCGCGUUCAUCCCUUUACGUCAUGGGCAUCAAGAUGACUGCACAGGAAGCCUGUCUGCUGUGGGUGCUCUUCGACGUCAUCGGUGUCGUCGGGCGCUUCGGCUACAUCGACUUUGCUGCGCAUUUGGGCGGAGCGAUCUUUGGUUAUCUCUAUUUCGUGUACAUAGAAGAACAUCUGCGAGAGGAGUUGGCGUUGCGCCGCAGAGCUCGACGCUGGGGACUCGGUAGCCGCACGACCGAGGGUCCUGCCUCCGGUGGUGGUAGUCUCCUCAGUCGCCUCGACGCUGUUCUGGAGUGGUUGCAGCGUCGUCGGGAUCCGACACAGCGGCGAACCGCUGAGCGUGCCGAUGAACAGAGUCGACGAGCGGACAGCGGCUGGGAUAGCUGGUUCGGGCGUCAGUUUUGGGGUACCCCGACAACGGCAGCUCAAGGCGAGCGGCCUCAACCGCAAAAGACAUCGACCCCGGAGAAGGAACCGGGGACUGUCUGGGAGCGCUUGAGGCGCUUUUUCUUCGCUGACUCGAACGAUGAUAAGCACAAGUGA